This is a messenger RNA of Stylophora pistillata, 1632 nucleotides long. RefSeq lists its product as uncharacterized. NCBI's taxonomy places the organism in Eukaryota, Metazoa, Cnidaria, Anthozoa, Scleractinia, Pocilloporidae. Gene Ontology annotation, molecular function: DNA binding. The record is from RefSeq and is a predicted model, not a curated record.
GCUUUCGUAAGAUUUUGCUUCCGUGAUGACAGUGUUCCUACGGGUGUAGUGAACAUUUUUAGCGUUUUAAUUUGAUGCAAUAUGUCGUCAUUUUCCGACGAUCCACUUACAUUAACGAAAGAUCAGCUAAAACGUGAACUAAAGGCAAACGGUAUUUCACUUCCGCGGGCUGAGCAAAAAAAAUCCUUUUACGUUGACUUGUACUUGGAGCAUUUUACUUCGCAAAAUGGAGAUGAAGAAUUUUCUUCCGAUGAAGAGGUGCCUCAGUAUUCUUCGAUGCGAGCCAGCGAGAAGCUGCCAGUCAAGCCACCCAAGAAGGUGACCAUCAAUAAAAGAGUUAAAGGCGGCCUUCCAUUUGAUGUGGUGGCUUUGUCCGAUGGCGAUCUUGCCAGGCAGCUUAAAUCCUUUGGAGCUACAGUAGGCCCUAUUACAGAAUCCACACGCCCUUUGUACCAAAAGAAACUAGCAAAGUUGCUAACAGAGGAGAAAAGUAGUCCUGCUAUCUCAGCUGCAGUGAAAGUUUCCCCAAAACAACCAAAGGCUUCUCCAGUAAAGCCCAAGGAGGAGUAUGUGGAAUUCUCAGAUGAUAAUGAAGUUUCGUCAGAAGAGAAAGAAGAGGAAGCAGUAGAACAGCUUCCAUAUGAACUUGAUGAGGAAGUCCAGCAAAAUGCAGGUCCAAAGCACCUUUCCUAUUCAAGAACAUCAUCCCCACCAUCAAAAGCAACCCUAAGACAAAGAGUCGCACCAAGCAUGACAAUGAGAACGCAGCAGACCCAGGAAAUCUUUACCAAGGAUCCCGAGAACAACUUGUCCAAAGAAAAUCCUGCAGAAAUGGCAGCAAAGAAGAAGACUCCAGAGCUUAACAAGGAGGAAAAUAGCAUAUGUGGUCCUCACAUUCAAAUUCUGCUGGCUGUUGGAGUUUUUCUUGUCUUUACGGCUUUCUUGAUUUAUCAUCUGAUGGAAGAUACUCCCAGACUUGAAGUAAAGGGAGACAAUAGUUGAGCUGUAGUGACAAUAUGAUUGUUCAUAAAACAAUGCUGAAGAGUUUCAGUAUACCUGUAGGUUACAAUUAAAAUAUGUUUUUCAUUCCUUGUGAGUGCAUGUACCUUGUAGAGAGUAAAAAUAAUGUUAUUUUAGAUGUAGCUCGAAAAUUCUGUAGAAGUUUGAUUUUGUAGAUUGGAAAAAUUUUGCAGUGUGGAUCGGGAGAAAUUUCUUUUAGGAAGCACUGUUGCUUUUUUCAAUUUUUAGAUCAAGCAGCCAAACAUAACCAAGUAAUGGAAUGUGCUUUUGUCAACUUUUAUCUUUGGCUGAUUUUAUUUCUUCUUUCCUGAGGUACUUCACCAAAUACUUUUUUGGAAUACUACACAAAAAUCAUUAAAAAAAAGCCUACUCUUUCCUACACUUAGAGAUUUUCAGUUCCCUAAAGGUUGUAAGUUUUGGCAAACUUUUAUUUUCUGGUGUGUUUUUUUCUCUGCAAGAACUUCUUUUUCAGUAUCAAGCACAGAAUAAUCUGAUAAGAUCCACAAAUUUUAAAACUUGCAUAAUUUUUUAUUUUAUGCUACAUGUACAUAGUAGUCAUGCUUGUUGUAUUGUAAUUAGCAAGGUCAAUUAAAGAGACUUUCUGACAAAGAA